Messenger RNA from Amaranthus tricolor (Joseph's coat), 498 nucleotides. RefSeq lists its product as uncharacterized. The record is from RefSeq and is a predicted model, not a curated record. Bases 1 to 498 code for a protein of 165 amino acids. The transcript is spliced from 4 exons. NCBI's taxonomy places the organism in Eukaryota, Viridiplantae, Streptophyta, Magnoliopsida, Caryophyllales, Amaranthaceae.
AUGACUAAACAACUAGAAGACCCCAAGUUCAUUAAACUUCGAGAGCAGGUUAGUGAAGGGAAAGCUGAAGCUCAUAAUUCUAGAUACUCAGUUCAUCUUGGUGGAGACAAGAUGUACGAAGAUUCAAAACUCAUGUUUUGUUGGUUGGGUAUGAAAAGGAAUAUUGCAGAAUUUGUUGCUAAGUAUUUAACGUGUCAAAAGGUCAAGAGUGGGCAUAACAGACAUGCCGGACUUACUAAGUUGGCAAGGUUUAUUCCAAUGAAUUGUAAGUGGGAUAUGGAACAACUUGCUUGUGCUUAUAUUAAGUACGUGAUUCGUUAUCAUGGGAUACUUCGUAUUAUUGUUUGCGAUCGGGAUACUCGAGUUCUAAUGGCUCAAUUUGAAGCACUUUAUGGUCGUAGGUGUCGUAAUCUUGUGUGUUGGGUUGAUUUUACUGAAUCUGCUACCUUAGGACCUGAAAUGCUUGUUGUAAUGACUGAGCAAGUGAAGUUAAUUUGA